Messenger RNA from Didymodactylos carnosus, 1281 nucleotides. The record is from the annotation of a GenBank genome assembly. NCBI's taxonomy places the organism in Eukaryota, Metazoa, Rotifera, Eurotatoria, Philodinida, Philodinidae.
AUGGUAAACGAUGACAGACUCCUAAAAAAGUACUUUUAUAAAAAUGAAAGUUUGUGUAUGUAUGUAUGUGUAUCUUCGGCGAUAUUGAAAAAUAUAUUAAACUUUAAACUUGAUAAAAUAUGUGGUGGUGCUACUGAUAGUCAUAUGAAAAACUCCAUGGUGCAUCAGAAAUCAUUUGCAUUACAUCCGGAAGAAGGACAUAUUUUGAGAAUUGUAAUUAAAUCUGAUGGUACAACAGCCGAUGUUAGUGGAAAUGUGAAACAUAGUAUGGCCAAACACAAUGUUUGUUGUGUGAAAAUCACGUUUUCUGACCUAAGUGCACCUGUGACUGAGAAACAAGGAAAAAUCUUCUGCAAUAAGACGGCAACAAUUAUUAUUUUAUUCGGAUUGAGUGAACAAAGUACUGUACUAACAAAUCUUAAACAAAAGUUUAUCAAUAUUUAUAUGAAAUCAUUUAACAGAAAUGAGAUAGAUGAAUGUGUCAACUAUCUAGAAAUUAAACAAGCGCAAAAUAUGGUACUUAUUACAUCCCACGUGUUGGUUGAAAAAAUACUGAUGAGAGUUUGUAAACUGUCACAUGUGAUUUCAGUAUAUCUAUUAAACCCCAACAUGUCUAGUAAUAAUGUAAUACAAAACAAUAGUUUUGUAAAAGUUUACAACAUCGACGACGAGAAUGAACUUGUUAACGUUUUAAACAAUGAUCUUAAAUUAGAGAGUUUUAAGUCAACAUUUACAUCGUCCAAGGUACUUACACUGAGUAUUCCUCAAGAUACGAUCAAUAAUGUAUUUGAAGCACUCGGUGAAAUCAGUGGUAUUUAUACUUAUACAUUAAUCACUUUCACAUGGAAGCUAAUCAAUCCUCAGAUAGUACUAAAAAAUUAUUUAACUAAACUCGUCAAAGAUGAGACCAGUGUCAAGUGUCAAUUCAAUACCGAUGUUCGUAUUGAAUCUUUACAGAUAAUUUAUCAAACAAAAGUUGAGGGAAUAGUAUUAGUAUCAUUCGAUGAUAAAUUAAAUAAGAUUAACAUUGAAGUAAUUGAAGCUAAAGUAAAAAUACCCAUUUUUGAUCUUGAUAUUGCCAAAUUGUUACCGUCAAUCAGUUUACCUGGACCACUGAAUAUGAUACCCGAAAAACUCGAUAUUCCAAUGCCAGAUAAUACAAUUAAACAAUUGUAUGGAUAUCCAAGUCAGUUUAAGUUAACCAUUGAGGAUUCAAAUUUAAUUGUUUCAUGCAAAGUGGAAGUCAGCGAUAAACCAUUACUUAGUGAUCAAAAGAAGUAA